This is a messenger RNA of Heterotrigona itama, 846 nucleotides long. NCBI's taxonomy places the organism in Eukaryota, Metazoa, Arthropoda, Insecta, Hymenoptera, Apidae. The record is from the annotation of a GenBank genome assembly.
AUGACUACGGAGACGAGUGACGAGGCCUCGUGCCUCGGCCGUCUUCGUCAAGAAGUACGAAACAUAAUUUUCUCAUUCUCUCGUUUAACCUCCCCGUAUCAUUCAACGCGUUUCCGUGUAGGCUUUUAAUUGUUUAGAAACGUUUCCGAACAAGAUCAUCGAGUUGAACGAGUUCGUCAACGAGUACAUGCCGGAAUCUGUUAAGAACAGUAAAUUCAACGAUCCUCCGCCAGUCGAUCGGAAAGUCAAGUGUCAAUCGACACUUUCCAGCGUGAAAAACUACGAUCUAAACAGCAUUUCGGACUUUGGCGGCGAGAAUUAAAGAACGCACAGUGCGGACCUUCGCCAAAUUGGAGCAGUUCCCUUUCGACGUACGUGACCACGGUGAAGAAGGACACGACGAUUAUUGGCAAGCUGAUCGACAUCAUGAGACCCGCGGUAGUGAAACUCAUUACCGACACCACCACCUUGAAACGAUGGCUGCAGGCAGUCGCUUUAACCAGCGAAUCGCCUCCGAUCGAACUAACGAACGCGACUCGCAACACUGAAACCAUCGACUGCUGGGCUUACGAGCUGUUCUUUCAUCUCAAGUACCUUCAAGUGAAUCGCGCACGACGGACCACCGACAAAGUAACAGCGGAGACGGAGCCAAAAUCCAACGACGUGAUCCAUGCCAACUUGUGGCAUCGGCUGGUGCAACUCCGCGACAAUUACAUUAUCCUGUACGAGACACUGAAGAACUACGAUAAAAUUCGCGAUCUGGAGUCGGAGAAACAGCAGGCAUAAGCACGCGAAUGGUCAGUCACGUGACAAAGAGGCGAAGUUUGAUCCUUUCGACCCUUCGAG